GCUGGUUUCUCGGACAGUGUGACGUCAGUCGCCAUUAACUUGUUGCAUCGGUUUACAUAACGGGACGUUAUCCGUCAGGUGUGUCGUUGAUGUGCAACAGCAGACGUUGAACAGCAGAGGGCGCGUCAAAUACGACCGCAUCAACUUCAUACAUAUUAUAAAGACCGGUGUCAAGGGUAAACGCGUACUGUCUAGUGGUCGUCGUGUACUUUAAUCUUCGUCGCAUUACCUAACGCCAGAUGGUUUAAAUUUAGUGAGCGCGAGAAGCGGUUCGGUUGAAGUGAGCGCGAGAAGCGUGACGUUUUAUUAACCCGGAAAUAACAGUCAGUCAGUAAAACAGUGAGAGAGAAAGAGAGCGCUACUCGGACUCAGAAGGAGAGAGAGAGAGAGAGAGAGAGAGAGAGAGAGAGAGAGAGAUCUAAACCUUUCCCUCUGGAGCUUAUAGCGUGGACUCCAUACGUGUUUUUCAAGGCUUUGUGAUAAGGACUGUUUGUAUUUCGGCAGGACUACGACCUCGGUCGAGCGCCUGGUUAGGCCUCACGUCUGACACCUCUGACCUUCUGUUGGUACGUUGUCAUGGGGAACCUCCUUAAAGUCUUGACAUGCACAGAUCUUGCGCAGGAGCCCAACUUUUUCCUCGAUUUCGAAAAUGCCCGGCCCACAGAAGCCGAGCAGGAGACGUGGGAGGAAGUGGAUGUUGUCCUAAAGGAUGCGUUGGGAAUACUCGACGAACUACAGGCGUAUAAAGGCGCCGGGCAAGGGAUACGAGAGGCAAUCCAGAAUCCCAAUGAUGAGGCGUUACAAGACCAGGCGUGGGCUGCUGUAGUGCCACUUGUAGGCAAACUGAAGAAGUUCUACGAGUUUUCACAGAGAUUAGAAGCAGCGCUACACAGUUUGUUAAGAGCGCUCACCAGCGAGAAGUACAGUGACCCCAUGCAGCACCUGGAAAGAGAGCAGGCCCUCGCCAAACAGUUUGCUGAGAUACUGCACUUCACGCUGCGCUUCGAUGAGCUCAAGAUGACAAAUCCUGCCAUUCAGAAUGACUUCAGUUAUUACAGGAGAACCCUGAGUCGCAUGAGGAUCAAUAACGUUCCUGCAGAGGGAGAAAAUGAGGUUAACAACGAAUUAGCCAAUCGGAUAUCUCUAUUUUACGCUGAUGCCACGCCCAUGCUGAAGACAUUAAGUGAUGGAACGACAAAGUUUGUAUCUGAGAAUAAGAAUUUGCCCAUUGCAAACACCACAGAUGUAUUAAGCACUAUGGCAAGUGUGUGCAAAGUUAUGCUGGAAACCCCCGAGUAUCGAAGUCGUUUCAGCAGCGAGGAGACCGUGUCCUUCUGUCUGCGUGUCAUGGUCGGGGUCAUCAUCCUCUACGACUACGUCCAUCCAGUUGGUGCUUUCGCCAAAUCCUCCAAAAUAGACAUGAAAGGCUGCAUUAAAGUGCUUAGAGAUCAGCCGCCAAACAGCGUGGAAGGUCUUCUGAAUGCUCUCAGGUACACAACAAAACAUCUUAAUGAUGAAUCGACCACUAAGACAAUAAAAAGCAUGCUGCAGUAGCAACAAACUCUGGGACACGUACCACUGGCCUCAAGUUAAUGCUCAGGAGAUGCACACACACACACUCUUUCUCUCCUGGACUCGAGCGAUGCACAGAAUGUUUUUAUAUUAAAAUCAGACAAAAGAUUCUCUACUCUUUUUUUGUUUUUACAAUGGAAAUGCUACUGGCUUGAUGUGUGGUUUUCUGUGCCAAAAUGUUCUUUGCUGAAAUCCUUGUUUUUUAACAUUUCUGAAAUUCAGCCAUGCUACUGAUGGCAGCUAUGAAAGCAUUGUUAGGUUAUAUUUGUGGUUAUUGUAUUAAUUUAGACCAUGUCCCGAUAAAGGGAGGGUGAGUGUUUUGACUUGAAUAUAAAUAUAUAUCUAAAUAUUGUCUGUAUGAUCUGGAUAAGAACAGUAUAUAAAAAAAAGAGAAAUAUAUAUUAUUUUUGUUUGAAUUAAUAUUUAAUGUUACAUUCACUGCAUGGCAAAAUGAUUCUUCUAUUUAAAAGAAAACUCAAAGAAAUGAAUGUUGUCAGUGCUGUAUAAGAGAUAACAUGUUUAUGUUUUAAAGCCGAAAUGGUACUUGGAGAUUACAAAUCGAGAUUAAGUGAUAGAUGGUUUCAAAUUUUAUAUUUUUUCUAGGUUUUGAUUUGUGCGUUUGUUUUGUUUUCCUUGAUAGGUGUUACAAUUCUGUUUAGCUUUCAAAAACUGUGAUAGAUUGAAAUUUGUUGAGUGUCAUACAGUAUGUGAUGACGACGUGAUUUUAAGAGGAAAUAAAAUGCUUUCAGUUUUUAAAAUCC
This is a messenger RNA of Triplophysa dalaica, 2333 nucleotides long. RefSeq names its product family with sequence similarity 49 member Bb (gene cyribb). Gene Ontology annotation, biological process: positive regulation of T cell activation; regulation of actin filament polymerization. NCBI's taxonomy places the organism in Eukaryota, Metazoa, Chordata, Actinopteri, Cypriniformes, Nemacheilidae. Gene Ontology annotation, molecular function: small GTPase binding. The record is from RefSeq and is a predicted model, not a curated record. The transcript is spliced from 12 exons. Bases 577 to 1554 code for a protein of 325 amino acids.